Messenger RNA from Adineta ricciae, 216 nucleotides. Lineage: Eukaryota; Metazoa; Rotifera; Eurotatoria; Adinetida; Adinetidae. The record is from the annotation of a GenBank genome assembly.
AUGGGUACAUGCAGUGAAAAAGCAAAGAUCAAUCUUGCGAAUAUAUGGAAAUGGAAUACAUCUGUAGAUGAAAAAGAAGCACUGCUGGCUGUGGGAACAAAACCCGAAGAUGAUAUGGAUUCAAUUGCUCAAUCUAUUUGUGAUGAUGACUGCAAAUGCACCUUAAUCAAUAUGUUUAUAUUUAGUCGUGAUCUAAGCAUUUCCACAACACCAUAG